Gracilinanus agilis (Agile Gracile Mouse Opossum) is the source of this 1971-nucleotide messenger RNA. RefSeq names its product serine active site containing 1 (gene SERAC1). Lineage: Eukaryota; Metazoa; Chordata; Mammalia; Didelphimorphia; Didelphidae. Gene Ontology annotation, molecular function: protein binding. The coding region runs from base 1 to 1833 and encodes 610 amino acids. The record is from RefSeq and is a predicted model, not a curated record. The transcript is spliced from 15 exons.
AUGGCCUUGGCAGCUUGUUGCAUAAUUUGUUGCAGAAGGAUAGGAACCUCUACAACUCCUCUUAAAAGUUACCUGUACUGGAAAGAUAUCCGAAAUAUUAUAAAGUUCACUGGACCACUUGUUCUAGGAGGUUCUUUAUUUAUUACAUAUGAAGUUCUGGCCUUGAAGAAGUCUGUGACACUAGAUACCCAAGUAAUCGAAAAGGAAAAAUUGAAAUCAUAUAUAUAUUUAGAUGCUGUUUCUUUAGAUAAAAGACAAAGUCAAGGUAUCAUAUACCAGGCAAGGAAAGAGCUUCACAAAGCGUUAAGAAAAGUAUUGGCAACAUCAGCCAAAAUAUUCCGGAACCCUUUUGAUGACCACUUCAGUACAGUUGACUUAGAAGAUCAUGAAUAUGGCUUAUGGCUAUUGCUGAAGAAGAGCAGAUCGGAUCACAAAAUGGUUCGAUUGCAGGCAGUGAAAGAGAUGGCAGCAAACCACUACUGGCAUGAUUACCAGUAUAGGACAGUUGCUCAAGCCUGUGAUGUGAGGACUAUUAUUGGCUUGGCCCGAAGCAAGGAAACAGAUCUUCGCUUUUUCCUCCCACCACCUAAUUUGCCACCAGUAAAAGACGGUGGCUUAUGGUGUUUUGGAGGAAAUGGACUUCCUUAUGCUGAAAGUUUUGGCGAAGUUCCUUCAGCUGCAGUAGAGAUAUUUUGUUUGCAGGCUUUAGUGAAACAUUCUGAGAUCGCCACACACUGUGAUAAAAUUGAAGCGAAUGGAGGCCUGCAACUACUCCAGAGGAUAUACCAACUUAACAACGACUGCCCUAAAAUACAGAGAAAGAUAGUUCGUAUUAUUGGAAAUAUGGCAUUACACGAGCAUCUUCAUUCAGCUAUAGUCCGUUCAGGCUGGAUUUCCAUACUGGCUGAAGCAGUGAAAUCCCCCCAAGUCAUUCAGGCUUCACAUGCUGCCAGAACCCUGGCUAACCUGGACAGGGAAACUGUGCAAGAGAAGUAUGAGGAUGGAGUGUUUGUGUUAUAUCCACAGUAUCGCACUAGUCAGCCCAUUAAAGCAGAUGUCCUUUUUAUUCAUGGCCUUAUGGGAGCAGCCUUCAAAACUUGGCGUCAACAAGACAGUGAUAAGUUUGAAAUUGAAAAAGCCUCAGAUGAAGAAUGUUAUACACAGUGUUGGCCCCAGACAUGGUUAGCAAGUGAUUGUCCUGCUCUUCGAAUUAUUUCUGUGGAGUAUGACACCAGCCUUAGUGAUUGGAGAGCAAAAUGUCCUGUGGAAAGGAAAUCUAUUGCUUACAGAAGUGAUGAACUUCUUCGUAAACUCAGAGCUGCUGGUGUUGGUGAUAGGCCAUUGAUCUGGGUAUCACAUAGCAUGGGAGGUCUUCUUGUCAAAAAGAUGUUGGUGGAUGCUUCCAAGAAACCAGAACUUAAUACUCUAAUAAACAAUACCCGAGGAAUAAUUUUUUAUAGUGUGCCUCACCAUGGAUCCCAUUUGGCUGAAUAUUCUGUUAACAUCAAGUAUCUGCUAUUUCCUUCAGUUGAGGUCAAAGAACUCAGCAAGGAUUCUCCUGCACUUAAAGAAUUGCAAGAAGAGUUCCUGAAAUUUGCUAAGGACAAGAAUUUCCAGGUGUUGAACUUUGUAGAAACAUUACCAACCUGCAUAGGUAGCAUGAUUAAUUUACAUAUUGUACCAGUGGAAUCAGCAGAUUUGGGCAUUGGAGAUCUGAUUCCAGUAGCAGUUAAUCAUCUGAAUAUUUGCAAGCCAAAGAAGAAGGACACAUUCUUAUAUCAACGUACCUUACAGUUCAUUUCUGAAAUGUUAGCCAAAGACCUUGAAAAUUAAUAGGUCUAACAAGGUCCUCUUGUUCUUUUCUGUUAUGUGGACAUGAGGCUGGACAUGUUUUGGAGAUUUGUGGUCCCGCCUUGAAGUCAGCAGGAUGCUACUCUCAUAUCUAUGAAAGGUAAAGCACAAGCAGAGGUG